CACAAAUAUGUUUACAUAAAUCGCAAUGGCCCCGUUUGGUCAUGAGCUGUGUUGUGUUAUGGCAAUACCUAACGUCACAUGGGAUUUACUAAAAACAUUUCGAUACAGCAACGAAGAUAAUUUUCUUAAGAAUUUAGAGAGCAUUUUCGCAAACCCCUUUCCCAACCUUAACCUAACCUUCUGCGUAAAUUAUCCUACGAAAAAGUAACUUCCGGUCGUAGCUGUAUCCAUUGGCCUGUUUUUAGGGAAAUCCUUGUCACAAACAGUGGUCAACCAUCAUCAUGAACUGCAUUACAGAUGCAAACAUUGGGAAUUGGUUUAGUAGCACAAUGGAAGACAUUCGCAACAAAAUGCUUUUUCAGGGAACGGCCGAGAUGACGGAGACCGGCAUGGAUUGGGUUCAAACCCACCGAAAGACCGUCAGAUCUGUUCUCGAUACGUGUUCAAAGAAAUGCAAGGAUGAUGAAAUAAUAUUUGAAACGAUAGACUCAUACAAAACAGACUUGGAAAAUAAAAAUGCCUCAUUGGUGGAGAAGAGAAAUGCCAUUGCGAAGAGACUGUCUGAAGUGGAAGGGAAGAACGAACAGAAAAGCAAGAUCAUUGAAAAGAUUGAGAUGAUCCGAGUGGAACAAGCCAAGAAAAAAGAAUUGAUUGUGUCCCAAAACAAAGCCAACAAGGACAGACUGAAAAAUCUCAACAAAGCCAAGCAGAUGUUUCAGGGUCGGCUGGGAUUGGAAAUUAGAAAAAUUCACGGAGAGAAAUUGCAGUUUAUCUUCCGAGACAUCAACCAAAAAGACUCGGAAUGUGUAUACACCUUCAUGCUGAGGAUCAGCGAAGGAGGAUUAUACCAGAUUGUGUCUAGUGACCCACCACUGGACUGCAUGGCUCACUUGGAGCAGAGACUCCAGGAGACCAACAACUUCUCUGCCUUCCUUGCAAAUGUCCGGAGAGAAUUUCUUGCUCUAAAACCUGAAUAGUAAAAAAAAAAGAAGAAAAAAAAAAGAAUGUGGAUCUGUUUAUUUUAACAUAUUUUAGUCACAUCCUGUGUGUUUUGUCUCCAACAUUGUUUGUAAUAUUAAUGUUUUUAUUAUAUGACGUCCAUUUUAAAAGGCUAGGUUGCAAUUUUCAAGUUGGUGGGGUUCUUCAGUGGCCCAAAGAUUUGAUCAGGCAUUUUGGAAUUGGUUUAAUUAAAUAAACGCUUUUUGUACACAC
Molecule: messenger RNA, 1212 nt
Organism: Oncorhynchus tshawytscha (Chinook salmon)
Lineage: Eukaryota; Metazoa; Chordata; Actinopteri; Salmoniformes; Salmonidae
Gene: spc25
Product: SPC25 component of NDC80 kinetochore complex
Exons: 7
Coding region: 282-977 (231 amino acids)
Biological process (GO): chromosome segregation
Cellular component (GO): Ndc80 complex
Source: RefSeq, a predicted model, not a curated record